Messenger RNA from Quercus robur (English oak), 1330 nucleotides. RefSeq lists its product as uncharacterized. NCBI's taxonomy places the organism in Eukaryota, Viridiplantae, Streptophyta, Magnoliopsida, Fagales, Fagaceae. Gene Ontology annotation, cellular component: mitochondrion. Gene Ontology annotation, molecular function: prostaglandin-E synthase activity. Bases 99 to 1070 code for a protein of 323 amino acids. The record is from RefSeq and is a predicted model, not a curated record. The transcript is spliced from 6 exons.
AAAACCCUGAACCCUAUAGUCAUGAACUCAAGCUCAAGCCUAACGACGUGAUCAAACAAGGAGAGUCCCUCCUAUUCCCACGUAACUUGAGAGUGAAAAUGAGAAGGGUUAACGUUAACGGAGUCGCCGUCCUCGUUGGCCAAGCAAUCGGAGGCGGAGCCACCGCCGCGUCAGCCAAUCGGCAUCGAGUCCUUCAAGCGGCGCUGUACGGCACGUGCUCAAAUUUCAACUCCGAGCGCUUUGGCCUGUCGUCACGGUCUGCUCCUCCCUCUGUCACAAACGAUUGUGUCGCAGGGACAAAGUUCUUCUCUGCGGCGGCCACGUCUCUGGCUCAGGACCACGCGCACGCACACGCACACGCGCACAAGUUCUCACCCAAAGACGUGGUUCUUUACCAGUACGAAGCCUGCCCUUUCUGCAACAAAGUUAAAGCGUUCUUGGAUUAUUACAAAAUUCCAUACGGAGUAGUGGAGGUUAAUCCCAUCAACAAAAAGGAGAUCAAGUGGUCUGAUUACAAGAAAGUGCCUAUACUCAAGGUUGAUGGUGAACAGAUGGUUGAUUCUUCAGACAUAAUUGAUAAACUGUUCCAAAAACUUCAUCCUGAUAAUCCUGUUGCAAGUGGUGAUGAAGAAACAAAGUGGCGUGGGUGGGUGGAUAAUCACUUGGUACAUGUUUUAUCUCCAAACAUAUAUCGAACUACUUCUGAAGCUAUCGAAUCAUUUGACUAUAUCACCACUCACGGCAAUUUCAGUUUCACUGAGAGGAUAAUAGCAAAGUAUGCUGGAGCAGCAGCUAUGUAUUUUGUGGCAAAAAACUUAAAGAAGAAACACAACAUCACAAAUGAGCGUGCAGCAUUGUAUGAAGCUGCUGAAACAUGGGUGGAUGCUCUGAAGGGCCGGAAAUUUCUUGGGGGGUCAAAUCCUAAUUUAGCUGAUCUUGCUGUCUUUGGUGUUCUGAGGCCCAUCCGACACCUCAAGUCUGGCAAAGAUAUGGUGCAGCAUACACGGAUUGGUGAUUGGUAUACUGGAAUGGAAAGCGUAGUAGGAGAAUCUUCUAGAAUCAAGGCAUAAGUAGAAAAGAAAAGGUUUGUUAAUUGGUUGGACUUUGCUAUCUGCUUCAGCCAUCGGGUUUGUUGAAUAAAUCUUAAGUUGAUAUGCAACUAGUAAACUAUUAUUACAGGAAAUUCUGAAGUAAAAUGAAAACUCUUUUUCAAUAGACAGGCAGAGGUUUAAUAUCUGGUGUUGUGAACAAGUUGUGGCCAUAUUGUUACUUUCUGUUUUUGGUAGCUACAGUACAUAUUUACUUGAGAAAGAUCUUCCUUAUGUUUGAA